Molecule: messenger RNA, 3268 nt
Organism: Phodopus roborovskii (desert hamster)
Lineage: Eukaryota; Metazoa; Chordata; Mammalia; Rodentia; Cricetidae
Gene: Atxn7
Product: ataxin 7
Exons: 12
Coding region: 242-2872 (876 amino acids)
Source: RefSeq, a predicted model, not a curated record
CCAUAGGUGGCUGCGUUUCCGACUUCGCCCUGGCUCCACUCCGGGGGCUUGACGUGCAAACUUCGCCGGAGCGAGCAGAGAGGGAGGGACCGGCGAGGGGGAGGAGGCGACAGGAGGCGCCUCCGCUUAAGGGAGCCGGCCGGGCGCCGCCGCUCGGACGGACGCGCGGACGGAAGGAAGGAACGGGGCUGCGGGCCGGCCGGCCGGGCCGGGAUGCGAGCGGCCGCAGGGAGCGGAAAGAAUGUCGGAGCGGGCCGCGGAUGACGUCAGGGGGGAGCCGCGCCGCGCGGCGGGCGGAGCAGCGGCCGCCCGGCAGCAGCAGCAGCAGCCGCCACAGCCUCUGCAGCCCCAGCGGCAGCACCCGCCGCCGCGGCGCCCACGGCCGGAGGACGGCGGCUCCGGGGCCGCCACCACCUCGGCCGCCGCCAUGGCGACGGUGGGGGAGCGCAGGCCCCUGCCCAGUCCCGAAGCGAUGCUGGGACAGUCGUGGAAUCUGUGGGUGGAAGCUUCCAAACUUCCUGGGAAGGAUGGGACCGAAUUGGAUGAAAGUUUCAAGGAGUUUGGGAAAAACCGCGAAGUCAUGGGGCUCUGUCGGGAAGAUAUGCCAAUAUUUGGUCUCUGUCCGGCACAUGAUGAUUUCUACUUGGUGGUGUGUAACGACUGCAACCAAGUUGUCAAACCACAGGCAUUUCAAUCUCAUUAUGAAAGAAGACAUAGCUCAUCUAGCAAGCCAUCCUUGGCUGUUCCUCACCCUUCAGUAUUUUCCCUCUUCCCUUCUCUGUCCAAAAGCAAAGGCGGCAGUGCCAACAGCCGGCCUUCCGGUGCAGGCUCCCUUUGCACAGCCGCAUCAAGCUCCAAGUUACUCAAACUGCCCAAAGAGAAACUGCAGCUCAGGGGGAGCAUCAGACCCAUGCAUCCCACGCAGCAGACUAAAGUCCCCCACGGUAGAGUCAUGACGCCCUCUGUGAAGGUGGAAAAGAUGCAUCCGAAGAUGGAUGGUACACUACUGAAAUCCACAGUGGGGCCAGCCUGUCCUGCUGCUGUGAGCUCUGCAGUCAAGUCUGGCCUUAACUGCCCCUCAAUACCAAAGCCAACCUUGCCUUCACCUGGACAGAUUCUGAACGGCAAAGGGCUUCCUGCAACACCUACUCUGGAAAAGAAACCUGAAGACAGUUCUAAUAAUAGGAAGUUUUUAAAUAAGAGACUAUCAGAAAGAGAGUUUGAUCCUGACAUCCACUGUGGGGUCAUCGAUCUGGAAACCAAGAAGCCCUGCACCAGGUCUUUGACUUGCAAGACACAUUCCUUAACCCAACGGAGAGCUGUUCAGGGUAGAAGAAAACGAUUUGAUGUGUUAUUGGCCGAGCACAAAAACAAAGCCAGGGAAAAGGAAUUGAUUCGCCAUCCAGACUCUCAGCAACCACCACAUCCUCUCAGGGACCCGCAUCCCACCCCUCCUCGGAUGCUGCCACAGGAGCCACACCUUUCUUCAGAAUCGAAGCCUUUUGUAGCUAGUAAACCGAAACCUCAUACCCCUAGUCUUCCAAGGCCUCCAGGCUGCCCUGCUCAGCAAGGUGGGAGUACCCCCAUUGACCCUCCUCCAGGCCACGAGUCUCCACACCCUCCCUUGCCUGCCACUGAGCCAGUGUCUCGGUUAUCAAGUGAGGAGGGUGAAGGUGAUGACAAAGAGGAGUCUGUUGAAAAACUGGACUGUCAUUAUUCAGGUCACCAUCCUCAGCCAGCUUCGUUUUGCACAUUUGGGAGCCGGCAGAUUGGAAGAGGUUAUUACGUGUUUGACUCCAGGUGGAAUCGCCUUCGCUGUGCCCUUAACCUCAUGGUAGAAAAGCAUUUGAAUGCACAGCUAUGGAAGAAAAUCCCACCAGUGCCCUGUACUACAUCACCCGUUUCUACCCGUGUUCCUCACCGGACAAAUUCUGUGCCCACAUCACAAGGUGGGAUCAGCUACUUUGCAGCAACCACUGUCUCUACAUCCCCAGUUAUGCUGUCGUCCGCCUGCAUCUCCCCAAAUAGCAAAUCAGUGCCAGCUCAUGGAACCACUCUAAAUGCACAGCCUGCUGCUUCUGGGGCAAUGGAUCCCGUGUGCAGUAUGCAAUCCAGACAAGUAUCGGCUUCAUCCUCAUCCCCCUCCACACCCUCUGGCCUCUCUUCAGUCCCCUCCUCACCUCUGUCCAGAAAGCCUCAGAAAUUGAAGCCUAGCAAGUCUGUAAGGCCCAAGGAAUCUUCUGGUAACAGCAGUAACUGUCACAAUGCCAGUAGCAGUACCGGUGGUGGCUCAGGAAAGAAACGCAAAAGCAAUUCCCCACUGCUGGUUCGUUCUUCCUCCUCCUCGUCACCCUCCUCCUCAUCACCCUCCUCCUCUCAUUCCGUGGACUCUUUUAGGAAAAACUGUGUGGCUCACUCUGGGACUCCAUACCUGUCAACGGCAACAUCUUCCCAUAGCCUCGGCCUCAACUGUGUGACAAAGCAAGCACACUCGGUGAGCCUGCGGCAUGAGCAGGCAGGGAGGGGCCCUCCUGGUGUGAGCCCUGUGGAGCCCAUCAAGAGGAUGAGUGUAAUGGUGAAUAGCAGCGACUCCACUCUUUCCCUUGGGCCAUUCGUUCAUCAGACCAGUGAAUUGCCUGUCACCUCACAGGGCACUUUUCCACACUCACACACUCCUCUAGACAAACUCAUAGGGAAGAAAAGAAAGUGCUCUGCAGGCUCUAGCAACGCCGGCAACAGUGGCAGCAGACCUACAAAGGUUGCCAAAUUGCCAGCCAUGAACAACGUCCACAUGAAACACACAGGCGCCAUCCCCGGGGCCCAAGGACUGACGAACAAUUCCCUCCUUCAUCAGCCAAAGGCACGUCCCUGACAGCUGACAAUACCACUGGAAGGAAUAAUGCAGAAAUUUUUGAAGACAAGUUACACCUCUACUCAGCACUCUGGACCCCACGAUGCCUUUGAGUCUCUGUGUAAACUCCUGUGGGCUCCAGGGUAACCUGUGGCUGUCUCCCAAGGAUUUCCUGAAGCUGUGUCUGUAGCAGUGAGUACCCAGAAAGGACACUGGAUCAAGUUCAGCCACCGGACUGCUUUAUCCCUGGUAAAGUGGUCUGGACUGCUUGCUACCAAUCUGUGAGAAGUUUUUGUUUGUGUUUUCUGUUUUUGUUUUUAACUUGCAGCAUAUCAUGGAGCCACUCUUGAAGUAGAUUGGCUGGGCAAAAGAAUGUUUUGGCAAGAGCGUUACUGUAGACUCUUCUUCCUCCUCCUU